AUCAUCAACUGUUAAGGAACAAAAUACAUAUUCGCGACUGUAAUUUUACUAUCACGUUAACAAAAUGAGUUAUAAAAUAGAGAGAGAAGAGGAAAAUGACAGCGAUGAUAUGGACGAAGAUAUUGACAGUUCUUGUUUUACACAUGUUUCAUUUGACAGCUCUGGUGACACGCAAAAUAUGUAUAUUUUCGGAAAUCCCAAAAAUGCCAGUUCGACUUCCAUCCAGUCUUUUGACAGUUACAGUCUGAUUGACAAUGACGACAAUGAAUGUUCAGGGUAUAUUCAGCACACUCUGUCUGAUGACCAGAUCUUCAUGCUAUAUUUCAGGUAUAUUCAGCACACUCUGUCUGAUGACCAGAUCUUCAUGCAGAUCCACCCUGGGGACCAUCAGAUGCCCGACAAUCCAUCGUACGCCACUCUGACCAUAGAGAGCACAAAUCCAGAAACCAAACACAAGGAAAUCAAAAGGUUCACAUGUGACUACGCCGGGUGUCAAAGGACAUACAGCACCUCUGGCAACUUGAAGACUCACAAGAAGACACACAAAGGGGAGUACACGUUCAUCUGUAACGAGCAGAGCUGUGGGAAGCAGUUUCUCACCUCGUAUGCUUUACGCAUUCAUGUGCGGGUCCACACAAAGGAAAAACCCUUUGAGUGCGAGGUGUCCGGGUGUGAGAAACAGUUCAACACUGUUUACAGGUUACGUGCCCACCAACGAGUACACACAGGUCAGACAUUCAACUGUGAGGAAGACGGCUGCACCAAGUUCUUCACUACGCUGUCUGACCUUCGCAAACACAUCCGCACACACACAGGAGAGAAACCUUUCAAGUGUGUGGAAGAUGGUUGUGGGAAGGCAUUCACAGCCAGUCAUCACCUCAAGUCACACAAGAUCACCCACACAGGAGAGAAGCCCUAUCAGUGCGGUCAAUGUGAGGGCAAGGCCUUCUCUACAUCUCACAGCCUCAAGAACCACCUGAACAGGCAUGUGGCAAAACAGGAGAACAAACAGAGCGUGGAGCAUAUUGAACAUUCAGAGUCUUCAUUACCGAUGAUGGAUGCUGAGGAGUUGCUGGAAACCAUGACAAAGUUCCAAACCUCCCAUUCCAGCAACCAGGGAAUUACAUUGUAUCCAGUCGAUGAGGAAGGUAACAUAGAGGUAGAGCCAGUAAUUAAGGUUCCCAUAGUAACAGCUGGAGUUAGGCCACGAUCAUCACAGCCUGCCUCUGAAACCACGCCCACCUCUCGUACGUGUAACACUGACUGCAAAUGUGCUUGCUGUGACAUGCCCUUUGCUAUAACCCCCAGGGUCGUAAAAUCAAAAGUGAAAAGUGGACCACAGAAAAAGAACAGAUCUAGUAAACAGGAUGCCGCAAAACAACAAAAAACUUUUACUUCAGAACAAUGCUGCUUUUCGCCGGAGAUAAGUGAUAAUGUAGAAGGUUAUUCAGAAUUACAGGAUUCUGAAUGUGUUCUAAAAUGUGUUGCGGAUCAUAAAUGUGCUACUACUUCUGGCAGUAAUACUUACAUUGGUUCCGGUCACAAUAAUAUUGAUAACAAUGUGGACAUGGUGUCCAGUGAUACAGGGGUACCCCUGAUAGACGGUGCAGUUCCCAAUACGGGGGAUGGGGAGGGUGUGGAAGAGGUGGGUGAGAAAGUACUUGUUCAGCAUUACCUACUGACCAGCAUCAUAACAAACUCGUCCAGCGGUAAACAGACCAAUCAGUUGAUCACCACGCCAAUCAUGCUGCCUAAUGCCUGUAACACAGAGGUAAACAGUGACCAGUUGAAACCGGUUCCUGUCCACUUGGUGGCCAACCUGCUUGUCGGGCAACAGUGCGAAAUGGCUACCGAAUCUCAGGUGUCGGCUCUCAGUGCAUUUAGGGCGGAAUUAAUACCCGAGGGCAUCAACACAGGGGUGUAUCCCAGCGAACAAGAUGCGGCAACUUGUGAGACCAAUGAAAUUGGAAAUAUUGCAUACAUUAAACAGGCGAGCAUUGGUGACAUUGAAUCCAUGCCGUAUCCAAACUCAAUCUGUGAUAACGUUGAGGGAAUAACUAACAUCACUGUUUCAGAACCCAGUUUAAUGUCCACCCCUGUCGCUCCAAUGAUUAUUGAUGCCCAAUGUAUGGACAAAUGUUGCAACUACACGGGGACAGUAGUGGACGGAAGGGAGUUCUUACUGACUGGCCCACUGACCACUGACCUGCCCCAGGGUGGGAAUUUGGGUCAGGGGGUCAUGGUUAUUGGGCCAGGGGACUUGGAACUCUCAAUGGCAGCUUCACAAGAACUGAAUGACGCCCUCUCAAGCAUUUAGUUUUCAGGAAAUAUGGGAGACUCGUUUUGGGGAAGACUGGGCUUAAUGCAUGGGAGUAAAGUGUCAUCUCAGAUUAGCCUGUGCAGUCUGCACAGGCUAAUAAGGGAUGACGAUUUCUGCUUUUAUUUAAAUUUUAGUUUCAAGAAAGUUUCUAAAAAUUAAACGUCCAGUUUAUGCGGCAAGUGUCGUCCCUUAUUAGCCUGUGCACAUUGCACAGGCUAAUCUGGGAUGAUUCUAUGCAAAUGCAUUGAGCUCUGUUUUCCCAAAACUGUAACUUACAGACAUCUGUUAGAAGAGUCAGGAUCACACAAUGAAUAUUCUUCCAAUUAUGUUUUUUUUUAAGUAUUAGUGCUAUUGAUAUUCUAUUCACUGUAUUUUGUGGAACUUACACUUCACCUUUCCCCACUGAGUUAUGUCCAUUUUGACAUAGAUUUCCGAGUUUAAGUUGUCACUUGAUGGUUCUAUAAACUCUACUACCAACGAAAUGGCAACUCAUGUUAGAGGUUUAUGAGUGACUUAGUACAUGUACAAAGUGCACUUUCAAUUCAUCAAAAACAGAACUAUAAUCAUUGUUGUAAUUACAAUACUUCUUUGAGGCAAUAUUAUUUAUGUGAUAAUAAAACAAAGGUUUAUUUUAAAACGCAGUGAACAUGUCAUUUUAUGCAGAAUUAUGCAUUUAUAUCUUAAGACUCACAUUAAGUGUUACAAGAAAGAAUGAAUUUAUGCAGAACAGAAGAUGAAGUUGUUACCUGUGUUGCUCAGCGUUAGAUCAGGUCCCGUAUUCACCAACCAAUUCUUAAACUUAACUCUAAAAAAUUAACAAUAUUCUCAAAACUGAAAUAUUCUUAAAUAUGGGAAGUACAUGUUAAUGCAUGUAAUGACAUGGAAUUUCACACCAUUUAUUACACAUUCGUCAUUAAGAACUAUUCUUUUAUGACAAAAAGAAUCUUGUAACCAUUAUAUGUUAAAAUGCUGAGGGUAUUUUCGUUGUUCUAUGUAUAUGGGUGUGCUCUGUGAAAAGGGGGUUUAAUGCAUGUGUGAAAAGUGUCGUCCCAGAUAAGCCUGUGCAGUCCGCACAGGCUAAUCAGGGACGACACUUUCCGCUUUAAUAAUAUUUUCUGUUUAAAGAAAGUCUCUUCUUAGCUUAAAUCAAGUUUAGGCAGAAAGUGUUGUCUCUGAUCAGCCUGUGCAGUCCGCACUAAUCUGGGACAACACUUUACGCACAUGCAUUAAACCCCCUUUUCACAGAGCACAGCACAUAUUUAUGCCCCCCUUCAAAGAAGAGGGGGUGUAUUUUUUUGCACAUGUCGGUCUGUCCGUCGCUCCGUCCACCAAAUGGUUUCCGGAUGAUAACUCAAGAACGCUUACGCCUAGGAUCAUGAAACUUCAUUGGUACAUUGAUCAUUACUGGCAGAUGACCCCUAUUGAUUUUCAGGUCACUAGGUCAAAGGUCAAGGUCACAGUGACAAAAAAUGUAUUCACACAAUGGCUGCCACUACAACUGACAGCCCAUAUGGGGGGCAUGCAUGUUUUACAAACAGCCCUUGUCUUUAUUCUUAAGUCUCAGAAUGGGUUGAAGAAUGCAGGUCUAGAGCAUGUAGACUUAAGAAUAAAUAAUAGACUUAGAAUCAAGAAAAAUAUGCCCAGCAUUUUAGUUUAUAUUGGCUAACUCUGAAAAUAAUGUCAUUUCCAAAAUGUUUAAGAAUUAUUUGAAUAGUGUUGGUAAUGCCAAGUUUGACUCAAGACUCAAACAAUUAGUUAAUAUUCACAUUCAAAGAAUAUUCUUUAUUUUAGAAUUAACUCUAAGAAUUGUUUGUUGA
Molecule: messenger RNA, 4137 nt
Organism: Dreissena polymorpha
Lineage: Eukaryota; Metazoa; Mollusca; Bivalvia; Myida; Dreissenidae
Product: zinc finger protein 107-like
Exons: 10
Coding region: 65-2317 (750 amino acids)
Biological process (GO): regulation of transcription by RNA polymerase II
Cellular component (GO): nucleus
Source: RefSeq, a predicted model, not a curated record